AUGUUUGCCAGUAAUGCUUUCUGGCGGUCAGACAGCGUCCUUGGGGCUUGCAUUACUGGCUUGCCUCUGAGAACCCUGCCCGACUCCACCCGCUCGGCAUCCUCCAUCCGCAUCCUCAGCAACUCGUCCCAGGGUCAGUAUCAUAAUGAAGAUGAUCAAGUGUUUGUUAAUACGCCUUUUAAAUUGAAGAAACAGCAAACACUUUUAAAAAAGGAACCUGUUGUUUUACCAGCAAUAGAAGCUGGUAGACGUCCGCCCCCUCCUGACAUAUACCAUCAAAUAUCACCUCACUCACCCUUACAGUUAUCAUUGCUACAAGCUAAACAACAAGGUGAAGAUGUGAGUGGGUUUUCAAAAAUAUUGCAUGCUUAUCCUAUAACAUAUGCUCCUCACCCUACUCAAGCCAAUGUUAGAAUUGCUACAUAUACAUCCAUUCCAUUUAAGAAUCUUAAAGAAUUGAAAACAGCUGCUACUCAAUAUGGUGCAACUGCACCAUAUACUAUUGCUAUUUUAGAGACCAUUGCAGCUGAAGUUGUUCCCCCAUGGGACUGGAAAGGCUUAGCUAAAGCUACCUUAACGGGAGGAGAAUAUUUGUUAUGGCUUACAGAUUUUAUGGAUUCCUGUUAUGAUUGUUCUCAAAAACCACACUUUCGCCAACAAGGAAUUACUCAUGAAAUGUUAGCUGGCACAGGACCGCAUGUUGAUCUGGCACAACAAUUAACUUAUCCUGCUGCGACAUAUGAUGCCAUUCGAGAAAUUGGUUUGAAAGCCUGGAAAGGGCUACCUAGACAUGGAACGUCUAGGGAAGAAUUAACUAAAGUCCGACAGGGACCAGACGAACCUUAUCAUGAUUUUGUAUCUCGUUUGUUACAAACUUCAUCUAGGCUCAUACAAGACACCGAUUCAGCUAUGAUUUUAGUUAAGGAAUUAGCUUUUGAAAAUGCUAAUAAUAUCUGUCAAUCCAUAUUAAGACCUUGGAAAAAUAAAUCAACAUUAAACGACUAUAUCAGAUUAUGUUCUGAUGUUAGCUCUGGAUAUAUUCAAGGCAUAGUCACUGCCGCAGCACAACAGGGCAAACCUGUUGAGCAAGUUUUAGUUGCAAUGCAAUUUAAGAAAAACAGAAGGGUUGCAGGCCCCCCUGGUAGUUGUUUUCAUUGCGGUCAAAUGGGGCAUCAAGUACGUCAAUGUCCUAAUAAAAAGAUUCCAAGUAAUAAUGGAAAAAAUCCAAAUUUAUGCCCAAAAUGCAAAAAGGGUAAUCAUUGGGCUAAUGAAUGCCGAUCUAAAUAUGAUAAGAAUGGAAAUUCUUUGACACAGCCGGGAAACUUCUCAAUGGGCUUGCCCCGGGCCCACCCAAACAAACAGGGGAUGUAUCCUGUGCAGGUGCAAACCUCAGAGCACCAGCUAAACAAUCCAUUUCACAACUCCACCGAGCCACUAGUCACAGUGCCGGACUGGACCUGUGUUCCUCCUCCCACUUCGUAUUAA
Colius striatus (speckled mousebird) is the source of this 1485-nucleotide messenger RNA. Its product is annotated as endogenous retrovirus group K member 5 Gag polyprotein-like. The transcript has 3 exons. Gene Ontology annotation, biological process: viral process. Gene Ontology annotation, molecular function: zinc ion binding; nucleic acid binding. The record is from RefSeq and is a predicted model, not a curated record. The coding region runs from base 1 to 1485 and encodes 494 amino acids. Lineage: Eukaryota; Metazoa; Chordata; Aves; Coliiformes; Coliidae.